Cheilinus undulatus (humphead wrasse) is the source of this 2049-nucleotide messenger RNA. RefSeq names its product parvin, alpha a (gene parvaa). Gene Ontology annotation, cellular component: focal adhesion; cytoplasm; actin cytoskeleton. The coding region runs from base 154 to 1272 and encodes 372 amino acids. The record is from RefSeq and is a predicted model, not a curated record. NCBI's taxonomy places the organism in Eukaryota, Metazoa, Chordata, Actinopteri, Labriformes, Labridae. Gene Ontology annotation, molecular function: actin binding. The transcript is spliced from 13 exons. Gene Ontology annotation, biological process: substrate adhesion-dependent cell spreading; actin cytoskeleton organization; establishment or maintenance of cell polarity.
CUAUUCACUUCGGGAGAAAAUGUCUGGAAUUCCGUUUCCGCUUUAGGGAGUGGACGGUAGGUUUUUUUUCUUACUUGACUUCCCAAACAACUUUUUAUUCCACGUCAACUGAGUUUUCUGUAGACUUUCCCGGAUUUAGUCAUUUUUACGACGAUGGCGUCUUCGCCUCAGAAGUCCCCGUCCUCUCCGAAAUCUCCGACGCCGAAAUCUCCGUCUUCCAGAAAGAAAGAUGACUCUUUUCUGGGGAAACUUGGGGGAACUUUGGCAAGGAGGAAAAAGGCUAAAGAAGUGUCUGAGCUUCAGGAAGAAGGGAUCAAUGCCAUUAACCUCCCUCUCAGCCCUUCCCACUAUGAGCUGGACCCUGAAGACACCAUGCUAGAGGAGAAUGAGGUGCGCACCAUGGUGGAUCCAAAUUCCAAAAAUGACCGCAAGCUGCAGGAACUUAUGAAGGUGUUGAUCGACUGGAUAAAUGAUGUUCUGGUAGGCGAGAGGAUCAUUGUAAAAGAUCUAGCUGAAGAUCUGUAUGAUGGACAGGUUCUUCAGAAACUGUUUGAAAAGCUGGAAGGGGAGAAGCUGAAUGUGGCAGAAGUGACUCAGUCAGAAAUCGCCCAGAAACAGAAGCUGCAGACUGUUUUAGAGCGCAUCAAUGAUUCGCUCAAACUCUCAACCAGGAACAUUCGAUGGAAUGUUGACUCGGUGCAUGCUAAGAGCAUUGUUGCCAUCCUGCACUUGUUGGUGGCACUUUCUCAACACUUCAGAGCACCAAUCAGAUUGCCAGAUCAUGUUUCUAUUCAAGUUGUCGUCGUCCAGAAAAGAGAGGGCAUACUGCAGUCUAGACAAAUUCAAGAAGAAAUUACUGGCAACACAGAGGCCUUCUCUGGCAGACACGAGCGUGAUGCUUUUGACACCCUGUUUGACCAUGCGCCAGAUAAACUGAAUGUUGUCAAAAAGACAUUGAUCACAUUUGUGAACAAACACCUGAAUAAGCUCAACCUGGAGGUUUCUGAGUUGGACACACAGUUUGCAGACGGUGUUUAUCUGGUAUUGCUUAUGGGGCUGUUGGAAGGAUAUUUUGUCCCACUCUACAACUUCUUCCUCACACCAGAAAAUUUUGACCAAAAGGUUCACAAUGUGUCCUUCUCAUUUGAGCUGAUGCAGGAUGGGGGUCUGGAGAGACCAAAGCCCAGACCAGAGGACAUAGUGAACUGUGACCUGAAAUCAACACUGCGUGUCCUCUACAACCUCUUCACCAGGUACAGAAAUGUAGACUAAAGACCAUGUAUAGCAAAGGGGAACACUUUGGACCAUGGUCCACCUUUAAACCUAUCAAUAUGUUGUUGUUGUUGUUGUAGAAAGUCAUUGUUAUUAUAACACAUGCAUCACAUAUUGUCCUUGUUGUCCUUGUAAAGUAUACCAUAAACACAAAUCUGUUCUUUUUUUAAUUUUAGAGGUAAAAUUUAAUUUGUGUCCCUCAAAAUGUUUUGUCUUUGCAAUUAUAAAUGUGACUAUACAGUCCAACAGUACAAACUAAAGCAUACUGUGUAACUAGGUUUUUGUGCCUCUACGACUGUAUUCUGCAGUGAAAUUGGUCACCCCUCACUGAAAUCAUGAAAGGGGGUUAUAGGUGAAAAAUACCUUCCAAAAUGAAAAUGUUUAUACUGUAUUUAUUGUCCAUUUUGAUACACCAGCUCUUUUUUACUUUCCAACUAUUUGAUGCUGUUCUUUCCAGCUCUUGUUUAUGUAAGUGCCUUUAUUUAAACAUGCAAACAAUCAAUACCUAAUAUUGGUAUGUAUUUUGCUCCUGUUGUCUUAACACUACAGAUUUUUAUGCAUGCAUACAGGAACCUUUGAGAUAUUUGACCAAAGCCAUGUUGUAUUCACACUGUAAAUCACAUAAAGGCAUGUACUUGGCAGCCUCUUGAUAUCAUGUAUUUGAUACUAUGACAUGAUUUUUUUUUUUUCUGGUAAAGGUACACUACCACAAUUUAUUCACUCUUUUGUGAUUAUAGAUAACAUAUGUCUUAUUUUUAAUAAACAGAUUCCACUUUA